AUCAUUGCGCAUGCGCAUUAAUCAAAUGCUCUGCGGCUUCAGGCUAGCAAGCUAGUUUUAGUAACGGCUUCGGCUGGCACGAUGUUUUCUGCUGUGGUUCGGCUCUCAGCCUCCGGAGUAAGGAGUUUAGCACGGACACGUCCUUGUUACACAGCACCUCUCGCGUCACGAUGCUACUCCCAUGGUAAGGCGGAGACAGAUGAGGAGUUUGAUGCCCGCUGGAUCACCUAUUUUAAUAAACCAGACAUUGAUGCCUGGGAACUCAAAAAAGGCAUGAACACCCUGAUUGGGUACGACCUGGUCCCCGAGCCCAAGAUUCUGGACUCGGCACUAAGAGCCUGCCGGAGGCUCAACGACCUCGCCAGCGCCAUCCGCAUCCUGGAGGCAGUCAAGGACAAAUCGGGCCCCCAUAAAGGGAUCUACCCCUACUUGAUCCAGGAGCUGAACCCUACACUGAAGGAGCUUGGCAUCUCCACACCGGAGGAGCUCGGCAUGGAUCACGUCUAGUCAUCCACAUUUUUUGGUCUUGUGAAGUGUCCAACAAGGUCAAAUACUGCAUUUGAAGACUCUGCCUUCUAUUUUUUUUUGGGAUGUUAAAAACUUAAUAUCUCAUCUCUGUCCUGUUGUGUAUAAAGCUUUUGGUCCUAAUAAACAGAGCAAUAUCCACA
Clupea harengus (Atlantic herring) is the source of this 668-nucleotide messenger RNA. Its product is annotated as cytochrome c oxidase subunit 5A, mitochondrial-like. Lineage: Eukaryota; Metazoa; Chordata; Actinopteri; Clupeiformes; Clupeidae. The record is from RefSeq and is a predicted model, not a curated record. Gene Ontology annotation, cellular component: respiratory chain complex IV; mitochondrial inner membrane. Gene Ontology annotation, biological process: mitochondrial electron transport, cytochrome c to oxygen.